GCAGUUGCAGCGCGAACUUAUUUCAAACUCAGAUCGCAUCUUCAGAUUUCUUUUUGAACUCUGCGACGAGAGACAUUCAUUCCUUCUGUUUGAGUUGGACUUCGUUACAGGGUUUUUUGGAUUUAUUUACGCGAUUUCUAGGUUGCACAGAUUUCUUCAGCCAUUUCAGUGAUAAACAGGACAGAGAUGUCUACCUAUGACAACGUCUCUAUGGGUAAUGGGUCGGAGGAAGACUACUAUGAAGAAGAUUAUGCUUAUGAACAUUCAGAACUUAGGCAGUCACUCAACAUCAUGUCACUCAUAGUUUACUGUUUAGCCUUUGUGCUUGGAGUGGUUGGAAAUGGCAUCGUGAUCUGGGUGUCUGGAUUCAAGAUGAAGAAGACGGUAAAUACAGUUUGGUUUCUCAACCUGGCAGUAGCAGACUUCCUUUUCACUGCCUUCUUGCCUCUCAGUGUGGCGUACACAGCCAUGGGCUUCCACUGGCCAUUUGGACGCUUCAUGUGCAAGUUCAACAGUACACUCGGUUUCCUCAACAUGUUUGCCAGUGUGUACAUCCUGGUGGUAAUUAGUGUGGACCGUUGCAUAUCAGUUGUGCAUCCAAUAUGGGCGCAGAACCAUCGAAGUGUCAGGUGUGCAUCUGGACUAAGCCUUGGUGUCUGGCUAUUUGCCUUACUCUUGAGCUCCCCCUACUUUGUCUUUAGGGACACUGCUCCAGACUACUAUAAUAAAAAUGUUAUCAACUGCUUUAACAACUUUGCCUUUUCUGAUGAUUAUGAAACCAAAGAGGUAGUGGAGCUCCGAUUCCUGCGACACCGUGCUAUGAUCAUAACUCGUUUUCUCCUGGGGUUUGUAGUGCCUUUCUCAGUCAUUGUCUCCUGUUAUGCAAUCAUCAUUCAUCGCCUCAAAAGAAACCGUUCAAUGUCUGGUCGCACAGGACGCCCUUUUAAGAUCAUCGCUGCUGUGAUAACAGCUUUUUUCCUAUGCUGGGCUCCAUACCACAUCUUAGUGCUGAUCGAAAUGGCUCACCACAUGUCCCCUGUGAAUAGCCUUAUCCUGGAGCGUAUAACUACAAUUGGCAUUCCCAUAGCCACUAGUUUGGCUUUUCUCAACAGCUGCCUGAACCCAUUAUUAUAUGUGUUCAUUGGUCAGGAUUUCAAAGAUAAGGUGCGAAAGUCUAUCUUGAAAGUGCUGGAAACAGCAUUCACAGAGGAGGUAUCACGCACUAACACUUGCACAAACUCCAUGCUUAAUAACCGCUUUAAAGACCAAGGAAAUAAGUCCUUUUCUGAUGUAGAGCUAUAAUAAAAAAUACAAAUAAGCUUUUUCAGGAGAUGUCAAACUUUUUGGCAACUACAGGAAACAACCUGGGAAUGUAUACAGCAUGGAGGACAGAAAUAAAAACUGAAAGCUGCAAUCAUUUUUUUUCAUACUGUAACUGUUUAAAUACAAAUAUUAACAGCAAUGCAGCUUAAACUUCAUGUUCAUAUGGACAGUGCUCCAAAGCCACUGUUUUGUACAUAUUUUGGAAGAUUUUAAAAUGUUGACAUUUUUUUUGGACUGUAACCUAGAGAUGUUAAAAUGUUAUUGGGCAUAUAUAAUGUACAUCAACAUUAAGAACAUAUGAUUUAACUUUAAUCAGGGACUAACACAUGGGAAUAUAGAGUUUCUGCUUUGUUCAUCUGAACAUUUGGGUUCGAUAUUGAGUUUGGUGUGGAGUUGCACUACACAUAUAUUUCCACUUCAGGAUCAAUAACAUAUCUAUAUAGACUUAUGAUUAUUAGCAUUAGACAUUUUACAAAUUAGUGUUUGUCACUUGAGAAGGUGACAUAGACAUAUAGCACUAUACUAAAGUGAUCCUGAAUGGGUGGUCAGUUUCUUUGCCAGUAUAUUUAAGAGAUCCGGUGGUCUUCAUGAUAAAGGCAUGCUGUUUGAGAGAUGCUGUGUAAAUGGUUUAAUGCUCACAAGAUAAAAUGGUGAUCAAAAUGUUCAGACAUUAAUGGAGAAUCUCCAUAAUAGCAAUUAUAUAAGUGUGGAUCUGGCUACGAUAGUAUGCUAGUACUAUUGUACUGGCCACAAUGAUGUAACACCGGUAUGCUAGCCUCUAUUCUCAGGCUGUUGAUAGUUGGGUUCCACAUGACCGGCCAUUUCUGAAGUUCUAGAACGGGCAGAUAUCCGAGAUGCUAACAACUUGAUUCUUUAUUGUAAAGAAGAAGAAUUGUUGAUAGCAAUAAAAAAAAACAUUUUACUUUUGUAUUAAUUAUGUGUUUUAAAGAACAUAUGAGGCUUAAAGUGGCUGGCAUAAGUUUCAUUUAACAGACAUUUUAUUUGUUCUGUACCAUUAGAAAUCUUAUAGAAACAUCAAAUAUCCUAACUAGAAGUUUAUUUUUGUGUUUCAAUAUUACAGUUGACAUUUUAAUAAAUUG
Clarias gariepinus (North African catfish) is the source of this 2423-nucleotide messenger RNA. It is a transcript of the gene fpr1, whose product is annotated as formyl peptide receptor 1. Gene Ontology annotation, cellular component: plasma membrane. The transcript is spliced from 2 exons. Gene Ontology annotation, biological process: complement receptor mediated signaling pathway; positive regulation of cytosolic calcium ion concentration; phospholipase C-activating G protein-coupled receptor signaling pathway. Gene Ontology annotation, molecular function: complement receptor activity; G protein-coupled receptor activity. Bases 187 to 1302 code for a protein of 371 amino acids. The record is from RefSeq and is a predicted model, not a curated record. NCBI's taxonomy places the organism in Eukaryota, Metazoa, Chordata, Actinopteri, Siluriformes, Clariidae.